CCAACCACUACCCAACGAAUCUCCCUUUACGCGGGCAAUCUCGUCCAUUUGCCUGUCACCGCACGCACCGUACCCAACACCGUUACAAUGACCCUUCCUUCCAAUCAAAAACCCACAAGAAAAACCACUCGCUUCAAUUCUCCGAUCUCGAUCGAACCAGAGCCGGACUUAGCCAGAGAGUCUGGACAUGGGUGUACCGGCGUUCUACAGGCUUCUCGCAGACCGAUACCCGCUAUCAAUUUCGGAUGUGAUCGAAGAGGAACCUCAAGAGGAUUCGAAUGGAAACUCCAAACCAAUCGAUGUUUCAAAGCCUAACCCUAACGGUAUUGAGUUUGACAAUCUGUAUUUGGAUAUGAACGGGAUUAUCCAUCCCUGCUUCCAUCCUGAAGGCAAGCCUGCACCUGCUACUUAUGAUGAUGUGUUCAAGUCCAUAUUUGCUUACAUUGAUCAUUUGUUUGCUUUGGUUCGUCCAAGGAAACUACUUUUUAUGGCAAUUGAUGGGGUUGCUCCUAGAGCUAAAAUGAACCAGCAACGGUCGCGACGGUUUAGAGCUGCAAAAGAUGCUGCUCAAGCAGAAGCUGAAGAAGAAAGAUUGAGGAAAGAAUUUGAGGCUGAGGGGGAGCUUUUAUCCGUUAAAGAAAAGCCUGAAACAUUUGAUUCUAAUGUUAUCACUCCUGGCACUCAAUUUAUGGCUGCUCUUUCGACUGCGCUUCAGUAUUAUAUACAAAGUAGAUUGAAUCACAAUCUGGGCUGGCAGAAUACCAAGGUUAUUCUUUCUGAUUCAAAUGUUCCUGGUGAGGGAGAGCACAAAAUCAUGUCUUAUAUAAGAUUGCAACGCAACCUUUCCGGUUUCAAUCCAAACACACGCCAUUGUCUGUAUAGUCUGGAUGCAGAUUUGAUUAUGCUGUCAUUAGCCACGCGUGAGGUUCACUUUUCCAUAUUAAGAGAGAUAGUUACACUUCCCGGGCAGCAGGAUAAAUGUUUUCUCUGCGGUCAAGCUGGUCAUCUUGCAGCUGAAUGUCGUGGCAAGCAAGGAGAUGAUGCUUUAGAUUGGCAUGUGGUAGAUGAUACCCCAAUUCACAAGAAGAAAUAUCAGUUCCUCAACAUCUGGGUGCUGCGAGAAUAUUUGCAAUAUGAUCUGGACAUUCUGAACCCACCAUUUGCUAUCGACUUUGAACGAAUAGUGGAUGACUUUGUGUUCCUGUGUUUUUUUGUUGGCAAUGACUUCCUUCCGCAUAUGCCAACAUUGGAAAUUAGGGAGGGUGCUAUAAGCUUACUGAUGCAUAUUUAUAGAAGGGAGUUCUCUGCAAUGGGUGGUUAUCUUACUCUUGCGGGUGAGGUUUUCCUAGAUAAAGUAGAACACUUUAUUCAGUGUGUUGGUGUUUACGAGGAGCAAAUCUUUCAGAAGAGGACUCGUAUACAACAGGCUUUCGAUAAUAAUGAAGAGAUGAAACUCAAAGCAAGAAGAGAGUCCUCUGAAGUGAUACAAGCACCAGUUGUAGAUAAGGUUAAAUUAGGGGAACCUGGAUACAAAGAGAGAUACUAUGCUGAGAAAUUUGAGUUGUCAAAUCAAGAGGAGAUUGACAAAGUUAGAAAGGAAGUGGUAUUGAAGUAUGUGGAAGGAUUGUGUUGGGUCUGUCAUUAUUACUUCCAAGGUGUUUGCUCUUGGCAAUGGUUUUAUCCGUUCCAUUAUGCUCCAUUUGCUUCAGAUCUUAAGGAUCUGGGUGAGGUGGAAUUAAACUUUUUUAUUGGAGAGCCAUUCAAACCCUUUGAUCAACUUAUGGGAACGCUACCAGCUGCAAGUUCUAAUGCUUUGCCAAAAGAAUACAGGAAAUUGAUGACCAAUCCAUCUUCACCAAUUCAUAGAUUCUUUCCCUCAGAUUUUGAAAUUGACAUGAAUGGCAAGCGCUUUGCUUGGCAGGGUAUUGCCAAAUUGCCAUUCAUUGAUGAGAGGAAAUUGCUUGCCCAGACAAAGAAGCUUGAAAGCACUUUAACGGAGGAAGAGCAGAUCAGGAAUAGAGUGAUGCUUGAUUUGCUAUAUAUUCAUCCUGUUCAUCCAUUAGCUCAACUAGUUAUUUCAUACUAUCAACAGAACGAUCAUUUAUCUGAAGGUGAAAGAUUUGCUUGGGAAAUUGACACAAGAGCCAGUGGGGGGAUGAAUGGUUGUCUUUGGUUAUAUGAGAGAAAUGUGCGGAGAAGUGUGGUCCCCUCUCCUAUACUUGGAUUGCCAGCCUUAGAGGGUAACCAAGUUUUAAAUAUCACAUUUCUAAAUCCUAAAAACCGUGCACACAUCCCAGAAAUUCCUGAGGGUGUAGUCAUGCCUGAAAAGAUCGUAAAACCUGUAGAUCUUAAACCAUUCCCCACAUUAUGGCAUGAAGAUAAUGGCCGGAGACAGCAAGGCAGGGAAAGGCCACAAGUACAACGAGCAAUAGCUGCCCCCUUCCUGGGGGAUGCAGCUCAUCGUCUUGUCAAGAACACCCUUAAUAUCAAACCAAAUGGUUCAUCCUCUAGAGUGUUUGACCAGCAACUAUAUCAUAGUAUCCCCGGCAAUUACACAUUCUACAGACCAAGACCAGCUGGACCAGCUGGUUAUGGAAGGGGCUAUUGGGAUGAUCCAAACUAUCAUUAUGCACAGCACAGUAACCAGCAAGGCCUGAUGAGUAAUCCUAGGUAUCGAUCUUUGUCAAAUGGUGUGCAAAGCAACCGACACAACUUUAGGACUCAAGACGGAGUACAGUACCAUCAACAGUAUCAUAACUUGAGUACUGGGGUGUCUGCUCUGACUGUAGAAGAAAAUAUCAGAAGCAGGGCACCUGCAGUGAUCUCACCUCGAAUGCCGAAUCCAGGAAACACUCCAAACUUACAAAAUCAGGCCGAGCAGAACACAGGUCUACUUUCAUCACCACCCACCAAUUGGAUCAACAAAACAGCUGCAGGAAACACUGGAAUGUACUUCAAACAAAAAUCAACAUCGAUAGGUCCAAAUGAGAAGCAGGUGAAGCAGGUUUAUCAGGUUAAGACACAAGUAGCUCAGGAGACGCCAGAUAUUCAAGCUCAGGAGACGCCAGAUUUAAAACAGCAGUAACAUUUUAUAUUUGAAGAAUCUUGCAUGUUUUUGCCACACCCACAUUGCAGUGGCAAUGCAUGUUCAUUUGAAUCUUUGCAUAAGCGCAAGUUUUUGGCGAAUUUACUCGGUUUGGGCAACAGUCACAGAAACUAUUCCUGGAUGGUAUGCAGCUGCAAGAGCUCGUGGAUGUUAAAGAGUAUAAUAUAGUGAACAGUGGCCUUUUUGAGAUCCACUUUUGAUUUGGUGCGAGUUAGCAUACUGCAUCUCACCUCAUUCAUGUUGCAGCUGCUUUCAUCCAGAUUUUCCUAUUUGUUUACCAGAUUGUCGUAGAAAACUGUAUCAUACAAAUGUUUGGUUGUAAUCGGGCAUCUAUCUCAGAAAUGUCGUCAGUAUGUACCGUAUUUUGGAUGAUGUAAUUCUAUGCAGUAUCCUUUUUAGUGACUCGGAACUUUUUGCUUCA
Populus trichocarpa (black cottonwood) is the source of this 3527-nucleotide messenger RNA. Its product is annotated as 5'-3' exoribonuclease 4. The coding region runs from base 188 to 3085 and encodes 965 amino acids. Gene Ontology annotation, molecular function: zinc ion binding; RNA binding; 5'-3' RNA exonuclease activity. The record is from RefSeq and is a predicted model, not a curated record. NCBI's taxonomy places the organism in Eukaryota, Viridiplantae, Streptophyta, Magnoliopsida, Malpighiales, Salicaceae. The transcript has 22 exons. Gene Ontology annotation, cellular component: nucleus. Gene Ontology annotation, biological process: nuclear-transcribed mRNA catabolic process.